Megalobrama amblycephala (Wuchang bream) is the source of this 3306-nucleotide messenger RNA. RefSeq names its product cAMP responsive element binding protein 5a (gene creb5a). Bases 1526 to 2866 code for a protein of 446 amino acids. Gene Ontology annotation, molecular function: DNA-binding transcription factor activity, RNA polymerase II-specific; cAMP response element binding. The transcript is spliced from 10 exons. The record is from RefSeq and is a predicted model, not a curated record. Gene Ontology annotation, biological process: regulation of transcription by RNA polymerase II. NCBI's taxonomy places the organism in Eukaryota, Metazoa, Chordata, Actinopteri, Cypriniformes, Xenocyprididae.
CCGUCCCGCGCACAGCUCUAGACAGCUGUUGGCGCAGCAAGCACUGAGCGAAGCGCCUCCCAUUUCCCUUUUUUCUCUCAACGCGCCAAUGUCCGCAUCGGACGCCCGCUACAUCCUCCGGUGGGCGGGUGCGCGCCGUCUGAAAACCCCUCCUCUUUUUAAAAAGCGGACCGCAAUGAUUUAGAAGUUCAGGAAUCCCACGUGACGUCACCGCGAGGUGAUGUAAUGCUUCUGUAAAUAGAUCAUAUUGUAAUCGCGUUUCACUUCAGCGUGCUUCGUCUGAGCGCGAGGAGCGUUGCUAGUCUCAGUCUGCGUGCGUUUAGGUAAGUUAGUAUUACUGUUUUUCACUCGCUUGUGAAUAUGUUUCCACUCUUAGUUCAGAACUUAAAUGGAGCGCGUUUCUUGUACAGUGCUGUUGGGAUUUUAUGUUGUUGUUUUACUGUCAAGUUAGUGUCUGUCAAAGUGCCGGUGUCCAUUGAGAUGUUCGUAAACUGUUUGAAUGUCGGUUCGAGGGGGUGUGACACCACUAAACGAACAGAGAAAUAAAGAGUAUUAGAAUAAAAAAGGGUUUGACUAUCGGAAAAUGUAUGUCUUUGUGAAUCUUUAGUAGCCUAAAGAUUGUCAACAAACUUGUCAACAAAUACGUUUUAGGGAAAUGGCUGUUGGACAGUUAGCUGUUGAAAGACAGACUGAAUUUUAAAUAUAUUUAAAUGUUUGGUUGCACACGUGCGCGUGUUUUGAGGGCGUAAGUAUUUGCAUUUGCUUUGGAUUAAUCAAAUUAUUAUUAUUAAUGUUAUUUUCAAAUAAACCCAAUAUGACAUGUGCCGACACGUACUCCAAAGUGAUUCAGACAACUUCACGAUAUUUUCACCGCUAAAAUGGCACAUUAUUGCCCCUGGUUAGAAUGUCUGAUCUCAGUUGUUUGGGUUUCUGAAAUUCGUGACACCGCGUGAGUCCUCCGGUUUCGCCAUUACGUCAUUCUGCAGGCCGGUUAGACGCUUGGCAUUUUAGCACCGUAGACCCGUCUUGCCAAUUCAAACUCUGGCCCCGGCUGAACUAAAUGAUGAUGUCAUGACUAGAGGAAUGCUCACGUUAUGAGUGACUGGGGUUGUUUUAUAUAUAAGGUGCGACUAAUAGGCUACGUAGUACGUUAUAAUAUAGAGAACACAUAGAGAAGAGAACUCAAACAGGGAAAUGUGAACAGAAUUAGGAGAACUGAAAGAAAUAUGAAUAGGUCAUGCGUUUUUAAGACUAUAUUUCACUAAUUAGGUGUCAUCUAUCUAUCUAUCUAUCUAUCUAUCUAUCUAUCUAUCUAUCUAUCUAUCUAUCUAUCUAUCUAUCUAUCUGCCUGUCGUUUAUUUUCAUAAAAGUACAUGUUGUACAUUGACAGAUAGAUCAUUUUUAUUUGUCUGUUUAUUUGUCAUGAGCACUUUAUAAUGUCAUCUCCCAUGUCUGCAUGUGUUUGUAUGUCUGUGUGUGUGCAUGUGUGUGUAUAUGUAUGUUCAGGUUUUUUUAGAUCUCAGUGAUGAAUAUUGAUCAGGACAGGCCAUAUGUAUGCACUGCUCCUGGAUGCUUGCAGCGCUUCCAAAGAGAAGAUCACCUAAUAAUUCACAGACACAAACAUGAGAUGACCCUUAAAUUCUCUUCUAUUAAGUGUGACAAUAUGCUUUCAGAUCAGACUCCAACUCCAACCCGUUUCUUACAGGACUGUGAGGAAGUGGGCCUCUUUACUGACCUGGAGCUUAACCAGUCACAGGCGGAGGAGGAGACAAAACCGAACUUUUCGGCUCAGGUGUCAGGUCAGAACCAGCCUCACACUGAGACACAACCUCAGCAGGGUCAACAUCAUCAGUUUCAGCCUCAGCAACAGCAGCAGUGCGCUCUGGCCCAUCUGAACCAGAGCCAGAACCAGCUCCACAUACACAGCUCACAGCCUCAGUCUCAAUGCACAGCCACAUACUCCACUUCAAAUAAACAAUCUGCACCCAGCUGUCUGCACAGCACACAGGCAAACACCAUGCCUGGGACAUCAGCCAUGAAUAUGGAGGCGCAAUUGUCCAUGAACUCCAGUAUGAUCGGCAUACCAGGCCCCACCCACCCUGGCUCGUGCUCCUCCCUUCAGAGGUCAAAGGUCAUACCAGCCCACAGCCAGCCUGCAGUCUCCAAUGGCAGUCAGAAUCCUCUUUGCCACAUGAUGGAGAUGAUGUCAUCACAACAGCACCCACUGUCGCAUUUACAAUCCUCCUCUCAUCAUCACGCAUACCAACAGCACUGCCACUCACCGCAAAGACUUGCACAUCAACAUCAAAGCCAAGACCAAUCACUUCACAGCCAUGCUCACCACUCUCCACCCACGCACUUGCAUCCUGGCUCCUCCCACCAGACCGCCCCUCCCCUUUCACAUCAGCCAGUACCUACACAGAUGUCCUCCACACCAAAACACACCCACUGCCCGCAGUCUCCUCCACAGCCGACCGUGAGCAGACGCCGACGGACAGCAGAGGAAGACCCGGAUGAGCGCAGACGGAAGUUUCUGGAGAGAAACAGAGCUGCUGCCACGCGGUGCAGACAGAAGAGAAAAGUUUGGGUGAUGUCGUUGGAAAGGAAGGCUGAGGAGCUUACACACACUAACUUACAGCUACAGAAUGAGGUGACGUCACUCAGGACAGAAGUCACUCAACUGAAGCAAAUUCUUCUUGCACAUAAAGACUGUCCUGUCUCUGUGAGACAGAGAGAAACGCAGAGUGGAGUAGGUAGCCCAACAGAAAGUCCUGUCCAGCAACAUGCCAUUCAACACAACAGCAUCUCAACCUCAAGUUCGACUCUACCACACACUCACCUCACCACACACUCCCACCCUAACUAACAACACACAACUAUGACAUGCUCCUACAUACACAUAACAUGAUGAAAACACAAAAUACAAUCCAUCUUCAGAGCCAUAUGGUCAGGGCAUCUAUAACAAAGCAGGUACCCAUCAGUGCAAAAGCAAAACUAAACAGCAAAAUGUUUAAAUCUAUGAUUUAUGACUAAAAGGGAAUGUAUGCAUCACAUAUAUGUCUGUAAUGUUCUUUAAAGAAUAGAAUAAUUCAUAAGAAGUCUGUUUAUAUUUAUGGCCCUUGUCAUCUCAGGAAAUAAGCCGAGGGUCAGAUGGAUGUUUCCAUUGGUUUUAUUUUACCUCACUGUGAUUUUUUUUUUUUUUUUUACAGUGUUGGAAAAAUAAUCUGUCCUUUUACACUCACUAAAUUUAGUUUUCUUUUUCUCAAACCUGUCUCUCACCCUCCAUCUGUCUUCUCACUCUCUUCC